Molecule: messenger RNA, 294 nt
Organism: Sporothrix schenckii 1099-18
Lineage: Eukaryota; Fungi; Ascomycota; Sordariomycetes; Ophiostomatales; Ophiostomataceae
Exons: 1
Coding region: 1-294 (97 amino acids)
Source: RefSeq, a predicted model, not a curated record
AUGGCAGCUGCCAUUGUCCCGACUCUUCUUCCUCCCCGUGCAGAAAUCCCUAAUCUGCUCACCAAAAUACGCACCGAUCUUAUAUCGUCUUCUGCAGGGCGUCUAGCACCAUCGCCACCAAUGCCAGGAACGGCGGCUUGCGUGAUCCAGGCUAAGGAGACGCACCAAGCCUAUUUGUCGAUCAGAUUGGCCGUGCAGCCCACCACGCCGCCUCGCGGCGCUCGCGACCGCCAUCGUUUCUCCCCUUCUUGGCCUCGUCUGGGUCUCAUUGGCGUCCUUGUGGGGUCCUUUUGA